Hydra vulgaris (swiftwater hydra) is the source of this 867-nucleotide messenger RNA. RefSeq lists its product as uncharacterized. Lineage: Eukaryota; Metazoa; Cnidaria; Hydrozoa; Anthoathecata; Hydridae. The record is from RefSeq and is a predicted model, not a curated record.
AUGGCUGCUGAAGCAGUUGCUUUAAAGCCUCUGCCACCACUUAAAUCUCAAAAACUUCCUGGUUCACAUAAGAGUCAUCCGGUUCAACCAAAAGAGGAUGGGGAAAAUUUACUAUUUUCAAAUGUUCGUCGAGUGUUUUAUAGAAGCCAAGACGAUAUCAAUAGGGUUUGGCUUUCCUACUGUCACAGCUCGAAGGCCAUGUUUUGCACAGUGUGUCUGCCCUACACCAAAGCUAGUGAAUCCAAUGCGUUUACUAAUGGCAUGAAUGAUUGGAAGCAUGUUCACCAACGAAUCGAAGAACACCAAUCGAGUAAACACUAUUGCAGGAGUGUAGAGGCACACAUGUCGAACAAUGACAAGGACGUAUAUAGCUUGCUUUUUUCAAAUCAAAAAAAUGUGAGAGCUGCUCAAGUUAAAGAAAAACGGCAAGUUCUAGAACGUGUGAUAGAAAUUGUUAAACUUAUUGGAAAGCGAAAACUUAGUUACAGAUCUAUCAAUGACGCAGCCUACUGUCUGGACAAUGUCAAUAUUGACCACGGGAACUAUUUAGAAAUUUUAAUUCUUCUGUCUAAAUUUGACCCGCUUAUGAAAAAUCAUCUUGAAAUCGUGACGGAGAAAAGUAAGCAACGACAUGUCACGUGCGCAGCAUCAGGAACGAAGGGACGAGGAGGGUUAGUAACAUUUAUUUCAAGCACUACUGUCAAUUAUGUAAUUGAAUCUGUUCGCCGUAUGAUUAAGGCAUCGAUUGCAGAUGAGAUUCAAUCGGCAGGAAUGUUCUCCGUGCAACUGGACACAACGCAAGAUGUUAGCGUAAAGGAUCAAUGCUCGAUUGUAAUCCGAUAUGUUAAAGACCAUAUUUACGAGUGA